Messenger RNA from Microplitis demolitor, 932 nucleotides. It is a transcript of the gene Tgi, whose product is annotated as transcription cofactor vestigial-like protein 4. The coding region runs from base 324 to 830 and encodes 168 amino acids. Gene Ontology annotation, biological process: negative regulation of DNA-templated transcription. The record is from RefSeq and is a predicted model, not a curated record. NCBI's taxonomy places the organism in Eukaryota, Metazoa, Arthropoda, Insecta, Hymenoptera, Braconidae. The transcript is spliced from 5 exons. Gene Ontology annotation, molecular function: transcription coactivator binding.
UGGCAAACUGGUGGGGAACUCGUAGAUACAUACCUCUCGUGUCAGACAGCUCGUGCUCCGUGUGUCCGCCCGCAUACCACUGGAUUUUCAUCAAUUCCAAUGGAUUAAUUUGUUUGCAAUUACUAAAUUAUAUACUGAUAGACAAUAUUUGUACCAAGUAUUAAUGUGUUUUGAAAAGUGUCAUUGUUAAAUAUACAGCGUAGAAUUUAUCCAAUCAAUUUUAACGUUGGCUACGAAUACAUUAGUAUUUUUUUUGAGGAAAUGUAAGAAUUUGCUCAAGUUUAAAUAUUGUCAAAAAACGAAGAACGCAACCACACACUACUAUGUCCGCUGUUGAAAGCGCGUUGGACGUCCUGUCUAGGGCAGCUACGAUGAUGCAAGAAGAACGUCCAAAAACAACGAGUCUGCAUAGAAAGCCAAGUAGCGCGUGGCGAAAGGAACGUAGGAAGGACCCUAUUCAGAGCGAGGCCCUCGACAUGUCGGCUGCUAGGGUACAUCACAAUCGACCCAGCGUUAUUGUUCCAGCUGCACCUCAACCUGGAACGACGAUUGAAGAUACCGCAGUAACACCAACACCAACAGCAACACCUUCAGCAGCGAUAGGUGGUCAACGAACUGGAAUUAGAAGUUCGGGUAUUGUAAGUGAUCCAGCUAUAGAUGAACAUUUUAAAAGAUCUUUAGGCCUUGAAGAAUAUGCUGCAGUUUUCAAUGGUUCAUCUCUCAACACAGAUAAAGAAACAGGUCUAAGCGUGGAUGAUCAUUUUGCUAAAGCACUGGGUGAAACUUGGACAAGGUUAAAAGCAACUCGUCCAAGCAAAGAAUCAACAUAACGUUAUGGAAUAGUAAUAAAGUCAACAUAAAUUAUAAAUGAUUGCUCACUACUAUAUCAUUUUUUUACGUGUCGCAAUUCCAUUAGUCGCUAACUAUUAUAU